AUGAUCAGGAAGACAUCAGCUAGAGAUACGUGGAAGGAAGAGUGGUCAGUCCACUUGAGGACUAAAUAAGACGAAUAAUAAACAAAUGGGUUUCGUAUUAAUGUUUCAGCACGAUAAAUAGCUGCCACAGAUAAAAGAACCAUAGUGUGUGUUGUGGGAAAAACAAGAAUUCAAAAUGAAGUGCUCCAUUUGCAUCCUUAUAAUUGCAUCCCUCGUUCUGGGAAUGUCAUCCCUACCAUCUCGCCAACGUCGUCAGUUUGAGUGGGGAAACAAUUUUGACAAUGACAAUGGUCAAGACCUGGACAACGCACAACAACCCGGAAGCAAUUGGAACGACGAUGGAUCUACCUGGAACAGACCUGGAAACCAACAGCAACAGACAGGCAAUCAACAACCUUGGCAACAGACAGGCAAUCAACAACCUUGGCAGCAGACAGGCAACCAACAACCUUGGCAACAGACAGGCAACCAACAGCAGGGAGUUUCUACUUCUGCCCCUAUCACCCCUACCACUGCUGGUUCGACCACCACUAGGGCUCCGGCUUCUUAUACUAGGUGCAUGAACGCUUGUGGAACUACACCGGAGUACAACCCAGUUUGUGGUACAGAUGGAAAUACUUAUGGUAACAAUGCAAAGUUGAGGUGUGCUGCUGCCUGUGGAGCAAGUGUACAGUUUUUCCGAGGAGGAACUUGCCAACCGCUGUAAACGAAGCAAAAUAAGAAGACAAAAUUUGACUGAUUUAAUAAUGUUUCAUAUAAGGACUGCAUAAAUGUUUUUUAAUGUGAUACCAAUUAUUGUUCAAACAAUAUGCUUAACUGCUUAUGAAGACCCUCAACUUGAAGUGACUCGGCCUUUUACCUUUAGAUUAAUAUUUAUUGAUGUGAUGUAAUAAUUUCAAUAUUUGUGAAAUGAUCUACA
Messenger RNA from Phaedon cochleariae (mustard beetle), 919 nucleotides. The record is from the annotation of a GenBank genome assembly. Lineage: Eukaryota; Metazoa; Arthropoda; Insecta; Coleoptera; Chrysomelidae.